AUGGUAGGCGUUCCAAGGAGUAAAGGAUGUAGAAUAUGCGUCCAGCGUCGCGUCAAGUGCGACCAGACACGCCCAGUGUGCAACAAUUGCUUGAAAGGCAAUCGUCCAUGUCCGGGAUAUGAUUCCGAUCUCAGGAUCCACGAUGAAGGCACCAAACUUCGAAGACGAUAUGGUCCAAAAGACGUCAGCGACACCAAAACCGACUCGGACAGUUCCUCCCCAUCCACCAGCCUAUCAACAGAGUCAUCUCCUGAAGAAUCCACGGAGCUAGUUACGCGACACAAAACACCCUACUCUGAGACAACGCAGGGCUAUCGUGGUGAUAUGCUUUUACCCUCGCGGAACCCCUUUUUCAGCCUUCUCGAGAAUCAAAUCUACCCCGAUGCCGACCCUUUGGAUUCUAGAUCUCUGAGUUCCUCUUUUAACUUCAAUGACCUCCUCGAUGGCGGUUCAGUCGAUUUAGAUAUCCCGUUGGAAAUGGCGCCAAACAACUCGGUCUAUUCUCCCUUUCUUGUCCAAGAACAACUUCUAAACACGUUUUCCUCCGCCAUGGGAACGACUGCCGGUAACCUGGUCCUUCCUCGUCAUAUGCAGAGUCACACUCGUUGGCUCUCGCAACUCCCUCGGCUAUUUGGUACCAAAUUGCUCGACAGUGCUGUUCGCGCAGUCUCUCUGAUUCAUUUAGGCCGAGUUCAGCAAUUGGACGUAUUGGUACACGAGUCAAGUCACUUCUAUGGCAAAGCACUUCGUCUUCUAAACCAGUCACUGACUGAUCAUACCAAGGGCAUGUCAACCGAGACACUCUCGGCCACCAUUCUUCUUUCAUUUUAUGAAAUGUUCGCCUCCGACUCGAACGAAUCUUGGGUGCGCCAUGCAGGCGGGGCCGGCACGUUGAUGCGCAUCCGCGGACCAGCACGACAUCUCCAUGGAGUCGAUCGAGACGUCUAUCUUGCCUAUCGUCACACCAUUGUUAUUGACGCCUUCCAACGAGACGAACCUUGUUUUCUCAGUGAGCCUGAGUGGCUGGAGCUAUCAAAAACAAUUCACGAGGAUCUCCGCUCGUCCGGUCUGUCAAAAGAGCGUCUGGAAAUCUUUGACCUGGCAGAGGAAUUCUACCUGGAAAGUGUGUUCGUUCCAACCACCUUUAGCCAUGUAAGAAAGAUCCCAGAAGCCCGUCUGCGAUUGAACCCCGAACAAUUCAAAGUGUACGAAGAAUCCAUUCUGGAACGAUGCCGGCAACACCGAACGAACCUCAAAUCCAUCAACUUACGAUUUCGGGCCGCUCUCAAAAAGAUAGGAUUGGAAACCACCACUUAUGAGACCCUCGACCCUGUUUUCCCGAUCCAAUACGGAUAUGUCAAUGUCUUCAUCGGCUCAACCCACGUUGGACACUGGACGAUUUUGCUCCUCCUCAACAUCAUCCUGAAGGAGAUGGAAAUGGAGUUCGCUCCAGAAAAGACCGGUCUCUACCUGAUGGAAAAUAGGGAAAUCGCACGUGAAAUUUGUCGGACGACACCCUUCAUGUUGACAUCAUCUUUCCACGGACCGUUCUUCAUCAUUUUCGCCCUCAGACUGUGCUUGAUGGUCUUUGAACCGGGAAUGGAAAGGGAAUGGGUGAUUCGAAAGCUGGUUCAUAUCGGACAGACCCAUAUGAAGAUGGCCGCGGACAUACCUGUUUUAGAGCCGGAUUCCAGCAUAUCAUCCAAAGGGCAGGAAAACCCUGGCAAAGUCGAUGUCGAUGUCGUGGGAUAG
This is a messenger RNA of Rhinocladiella mackenziei CBS 650.93, 1752 nucleotides long. RefSeq lists its product as uncharacterized. The record is from RefSeq and is a predicted model, not a curated record. The transcript is spliced from 3 exons. Lineage: Eukaryota; Fungi; Ascomycota; Eurotiomycetes; Chaetothyriales; Herpotrichiellaceae. The coding region runs from base 1 to 1752 and encodes 583 amino acids. Gene Ontology annotation, biological process: regulation of DNA-templated transcription. Gene Ontology annotation, molecular function: DNA-binding transcription factor activity, RNA polymerase II-specific; zinc ion binding.